UCGUCUUGCCGCGUUUGACAAGAUCUCUUUCUCUCAAACAUCCUAUCUAUCAUCCUCCAAUGACAAUUUAUAACUACUGAGUAUUGCGAUCUAUCUGCGAUCAAUUAUGAUAUAAAUUGACCUUUGAUGUUCCAUUGAUUUUCUGUUCGAACGACAAUCUUAGUUAUCCUUGUCAAUUGUCAAUAAUUAUUAUCAAGCGAGUUAUGACUAGCAAGAUAAUUGAUCGGAAGAUUGAAAGGAAUACAUAUGAAGAAAAGAGCUCCUUUAAAGUCGGCGAAGAGCGCGUGUGCGACAUGUUGGAGCUUAAACUCUGAGCAAACGGAUGCAACUAGUAUCAUACAGUUAGUGUCCUGUGUGCUGACGACCAGUUCCAUAGCACAUAUGGAAUCUUUAAUGCAGUAAUCCAAAAAGUUUCAAUUUUUCUCUGAAGUUUAAGAAUAUAAUUAUAACCCAAAUAUUAAAAAGAAAAAUAUAAUUAAACGUGAUAAAAAAGUAAAGAAAAUAUUAAAAUAUGAGAUAUAAACAUAUUGGUUUUGUCGGUGCAUCAUUAAUCACGUUCCUUUGCCUGCUUUCUGGACUCGUGUAUUAUUUCAAUCAAGAUGCGUGUCCUGUCGGUUCAUUCCUUUGUCAAAAUAGCACCAAAUGCGUACCACAACGUGACUGGUGUAAUGGAAUAUUGGAUUGUCCAUAUUAUGACGAUGAAUUCACAACAAAUUGCUUUGACAUACAUGGAACUUGGGAAUGGUUUAUGCAACCUAGAGAUUGGGGAAACUUUACGAAUUGCGAUGCGUUUGAUGCUCCAGGCAGAUGCAUUUACGAUACAUGUUCUGUAACAUGUACGAAUUAUACCAAUAUACCUCAGAACUUAUCAUCAAACAUCACACAGAUAAUUUUAACCGGAAAUUCAUUAAUGCGCUUACACCAUAAUGCGUUAUUAAAAUAUCCACAGAUACGUUCACUAUUUCUCGAUAAUAACAAUAUAAUUGAAUUAAAAAAGAGGGCAUUUGUUCAUCAAACUGAGCUAUUUUGGUUAGUUCUCACAAACAAUAGAAUCAGCAAGAUACAGCCUGGACAUUUAAUAGGAUUGGAUAAAUUAGAAACUCUGAGAUUGAAUCAAAAUAGAAUUAUAAUGGCAGAUUUUUCUGACUUAGAAAAUAGCACUACUACUUAUUUGAUAGAUCUGAGUAAAAACAUGUUGACGACAUCAGCCUUGAAGCUGCCACGAUUACCAGCAUUGACAGAAAUAAUCUUGGAUGAAAACCGCUUCGAAUCAAUAACGGAAGAUUUAUUCGCCGGGUGCUCCGGUUUGAAAUCACUGAGUAUGGAGAACAAUAGCAUAAGCAACAUCGAUGAGCAUGCGUUCCGAAACUUACAACUUGUUGAACUUAAUUUGGCCCACAACAAAAUAAUUACGAUACCGUCAAACGUGUUUCAACCUGUGAAUAAUCUGUCGAAGCUAUUAAUCGGUUACAAUCCUAUCGCUGAGUUACCAAUGACGCUCUUUAAUCCGCUGAAAAAUCUUCGUUCUCUGGGUGUCGAAGAUAUAAACAUGGAUAAUAUGAAAAAAAAUGCGUUCGACAUGUUUCCAAACCUUGAUUUCGUAUAUUUUAAGAAAUUCCAUUACUGCAUGACUUACGCACCGAAAGUGCAAAAAUGCAGGCCUGCUAGCGAUGGCGUGUCAUCCAUGUCUCAUUUGCUGGGCAAACCUCUGUUAAGGGCUGCUGUUUGGAGUAUAUCUUGUGUUACUUGUCUUGGAAAUAGCCUCGUUCUAUGGGAAAGAUUUGUCGUCAAGGAUGAGAACCGUGUUUUGAGUAUUAUUAUCAGAAAUCUUGCAGUAUCCGACAUGUUGAUGGGAAUAUAUCUCUUCAUAAUCGCUAUAGAAGACGCGAGGUUCCGCGAUAACUACAAACAAGAAGCAAGUACGUGGAUGUCCUCAUGGUUCUGCACACUUUUAGGAGCAUUAGCUAUGACAUCAUCUGAGGUCUCCGUGCUUAUUCUAUCAUUCAUGUCCGUGGAGCGAUUCAUUCUAAUCGCAGCUCCUUUAAAACGUCAUCAAGCGAUGACAUCUCAAGCUGCGCGUUCGUCGAUGAUCGUCAUCUGGAUUGUUGGAUUUAUCCUUGCUCUUGUGCCAGUUAUCCAUUGGAGAAACAGCACGAGAUUCUACGGUGUCAAUGGGAUGUGCUUUCCUCUACACAUAGACGAUCCAUAUCUGAUAGGCUGGGAAUAUUCAGCCUUUAUCUUUCUGGGACUUAAUCUUUUAGGAUUGAUGAUUAUCGCUUACGUUUAUACCGCUAUGUUCGCCAGCAUCUGGAGAACGCGCCACGCCACACCGUUGUCGAUCGGCGAUUCCGAAUUUGCUUUCAGAUUUUUUCUAAUCGUGUUAACAGAUGCGGCAUGUUGGGCGCCGAUUAUAGCGUUAAAGAUUCUCGCAAUGAUGAAGUAUCCAGUGCCACCUGAUUUGCACGCUUGGAUUGUGAUUUUUAUCCUGCCGGUUAAUAGUGCGAUCAAUCCGCUGUUAUAUACUUUUACCACGCCGAAAUUUCGCGAGAAGUUCAAUGAGAGUUGGUGCGGAAAAGUGCGUAACUACAUAUCGAGGAAAUAUUCCAGACAAGAUUCACAGUCAUCGGCCACUACCAAUAAAACCACGAUUAAUGAUAAAAACACGAUACAAUCAUUAUCUAUCUGGACGAAAUAUGAUGAAGACAAGAAUAAUACAUCACUAUUUAUCGACUUUAACGUUUUGCCAAUUCUGUUAGCAAGAUAUUGCUAAGUUUUCACGUGACCACCCAACGGACGGCAUCAUCAUUAGACUGAAGAGGGUCCGCAAAUCCGACCGAAACGCUUUUACAUAUUUUUCUGUUGUAUUUUCUAUUCUUACAAUAAAUUGUUUUUCGCACACCAA
Linepithema humile (Argentine ant) is the source of this 2902-nucleotide messenger RNA. Lineage: Eukaryota; Metazoa; Arthropoda; Insecta; Hymenoptera; Formicidae. The record is from RefSeq and is a predicted model, not a curated record.